Messenger RNA from Coffea eugenioides, 1111 nucleotides. RefSeq names its product auxin-responsive protein IAA14-like. Gene Ontology annotation, cellular component: nucleus. The record is from RefSeq and is a predicted model, not a curated record. Gene Ontology annotation, molecular function: protein binding. NCBI's taxonomy places the organism in Eukaryota, Viridiplantae, Streptophyta, Magnoliopsida, Gentianales, Rubiaceae. Bases 149 to 883 code for a protein of 244 amino acids. The transcript is spliced from 5 exons. Gene Ontology annotation, biological process: regulation of DNA-templated transcription.
UAUUUGCUACAUUAUUGCAUUGAGUUUUCUCUCUUUUCUCUUGCUAUCAUCAUUGAAAGUUCAGCAGACAAGAAUAGGAAGAGGAAGUGGAAGAAGAAGAAGAAGAAAGAAUAAAGGGAUAGUGAGCUGAAGAGGGAUUGAUUUUUGAAUGGAAGUUGCCCGGAAAAUGACCACCAUGCUAGGGGAAGAGCAUGGUGGCUUGAACCUCAAAGCAACUGAGCUAUGCCUUGGCCUGCCUGGAGGCGGAGGUUGCGUUGGAGCUGACACUGAGUCCCUGAAGAUCACUGGGAAGAGAGGCUUCUCGGAGACAGUCGAUCUCAAGCUCAACCUUCAACCUAACGAGCCUGUUGUGGAUCUGAAGGAAAAGAUGAAGGCUCCAGCUAAGGAAGCUACCAAAGAUCCAGUAAAGCCUCCAGCCAAGGCACAAGUGGUGGGAUGGCCACCAGUGCGAUCAUUUCGCAAGAAUAUCAUGGCUCAGAAGAGCAACAGUGAGGAGGCUGCUGCUGAGAAGGCUGGAAGCAGUGCUGCAUUUGUCAAAGUUUCCAUGGAUGGUGCACCUUAUCUUCGUAAGGUGGACUUGAAGAUGUACAAGAGCUACCAAGAACUCUCUGAUGCCUUGGCCAAAAUGUUCAGCUCCUUCACCAUGGGUAAUUAUGGGCCCCAGGGAAUGAUCGAUUUUAUGAAUGAAAGCAAGCUAAUGGAUCUCUUGAACAGCUCUGAAUAUGUGCCCACAUAUGAAGAUAAGGAUGGGGACUGGAUGCUUGUGGGAGAUGUACCAUGGGAGAUGUUUGUAGAUUCGUGCAAGCGAUUGCGCAUCAUGAAAGGAUCAGAGGCAAUUGGACUCGCUCCAAGAGCCAUGGAGAAAUGCAAGAGCAGGUGCUGAAGCGUGCCUGCAGCAGCAGCUUGUUGUUUGAAGUUAAGAAUCCAUAUAGCUAAAUGAAGAUGAAGCAGGAUGUUGUUUGAUCAAGUGUCUGUAAUUUUCUUUUAAUAGUAUAUAGAUAUUAAAGAUCUGUGGAAAUUUGUAAUGGACAAGAAGCAAUAAACUAUAUCACUAUUGUCUGGCUUGUUUAUUACUAAUAAUCAUCUGUUUGCUGUUGCUUCUUGUCGUCUU